AUGGCACCACCACACUCUUCAGUCUCACACAAACCCAAAAACCCAAAGCUUAGCCAAGCUACUAGCUAGCUCCUCACUUCUUCCAGCUUCUUACACUAAUACAGCUCGAGCCACUUCGUCUUCUCCUCUCUUGCAGCAUAGUUUAAGUUUGAGAUAGGAUUGGCGAUAGAUAUGAGGCCGACUGGUCGUCGUUCUUCUCCGCCGGUGGCUGCUGCUCUUGCCCUGCUUCUCCUCCUCGUCCUCUUCUUCUUCUCCCACUGCGCCUCAGCUGCUCGCCCACUGCCAGCAUCAGCAGCAGCAGAGCUAGUGCUUCAGGAUGGCGCCACCGGCAAUGGCGACGAGGUUUCCGAGUUGAUGGGAGCAGCUGAGGAGGAAGCAGCAGGAUUAUGCGAGGAGGGGAACGAGGAGUGCGUGGAGAGGAGGAUGCUUCGCGACGCCCACCUCGACUACAUCUACACGCAGAAGAGGAACAGGCCUUGAAAUCUUGAAUCAUAAUCUCCAAGUCGAUACAAGGAGGAAUUAAUCAGUAGUAAACCUACAUAAAUUAAUCUACUAUCUGCAGCCUGUUUUCAACUGCAUGUAUCAGUGUAUUAGUCGAUCUAGGAUAAUAUUUUGCAUGUGUACUCAAGUAAACUGUCGUCUGUAUAACCCCGUUAUGUACAUGGUUGUAUUUCUUUCUCCAAAGUGUUAUCGAACUCUCUGUUGAUCUCUGAUACAUCUGUAUGUGUAGCAUCAGAGAAAAGAUCGAGCACUUGUGGGUUAUGAUCUGACGAUCGAGUGUAUGAACAGUGCUAAUGGUGUAGUAAGUUUUUGCUUAAUUGUCUUGGA
Molecule: messenger RNA, 828 nt
Organism: Oryza sativa Japonica Group (Japanese rice)
Lineage: Eukaryota; Viridiplantae; Streptophyta; Magnoliopsida; Poales; Poaceae
Source: RefSeq, a predicted model, not a curated record